Haliaeetus leucocephalus (bald eagle) is the source of this 1939-nucleotide messenger RNA. It is a transcript of the gene LYRM9, whose product is annotated as LYR motif containing 9. The record is from RefSeq and is a predicted model, not a curated record. The transcript has 6 exons. NCBI's taxonomy places the organism in Eukaryota, Metazoa, Chordata, Aves, Accipitriformes, Accipitridae. Bases 238 to 474 code for a protein of 78 amino acids.
GUCCGCCCCGGGGGCGGCGGUGGGGCCCUCGGGGCUGUGCUGGCCCCGGGGUGAGCCCGCGCUCCUUCCCGCCCAGGGCCGAGCAGGGGAAGAGGAGCUCGGUUUCCUGAGGUAGAUAUUUUUGCCUCGGCCCUGCUCUCCAGAGGAAGGUCUCUUGCUUGCUGUUGGACUUCGACAGACCUAAUCUGUGAAGAUAAUUGAAGUUCCUUUGCUCUGAAUGCUCUAAAAAGCUUGAUAAUGGCCCCACUACCGAAUGCUGAAUUAGUUCAGAACUCUUUGCAGUUAUAUCGUUACCUGCUUCGAUGCUGUAAGCAACUUCCUGAAGAGAAUAUUCGUCAGCAUUACAGACAUGCAGUCAGGCAGAGUUUCAAAGUUCAUGCCGAUGAAGACAAUCCUGAGCGAAUCCAGCAGAUUAUUAAGAGAGCCAUUGAAGAUGCUGACUGGGUCAUGAAUAAAUAUAAAAGACAGAAAUAGAAGAGGAACAAUGAAGACAAGAAUGUAAUUGAUAGGUGCCUGUCACCCUAAUCUCUAAACUCUCAUGAAAACGGACACCAUUCAGGUGGGUUUUGUGCACUGAAUGGUAUAAUCACUGAAAUGUGCAAUUUGUACAGUUACAAAGGUCUUCACCACUUUUUGCAACAUAUAAUAAAUGUCCUUUAAAAAUGGGAGUCCAUGUCCUUUUUAAAAAGACUGUCUUUUCAGUGUCUUAACAGAUUUUCAUCAGGGAAAACUCAAUAGAAAUACUAGCUAUCUGAAGUAAAAUUAAUGUAGGGGUAAAAGAGUUUUCCUUUUGAAACGUGAUCUUAGCUUUUAGCUGUACUUGGAACUUUUUGCCUCCAGGUGGCAGUGCAUGCUGCGAUGCGUAUCCAAAGUCCUAAGUAUUUCGGGGUUGGGUUUGUUUUUACUGUUUCCAAAUUGUUGAGCUUUCUCACCUGCCAAAAUAGAACCGAAGUGCUAAGGCAGGUCUCUCUUAGGCUCCAGAUUUCUUUUUUUCAUUCAACCAUGAAAGAAACAAGAAGAAAAUCCUAGCUCAAAGUAGUCAAGAAGUAGUCUUUUGGCUAGAAAAGAAAUGAGGGCUGUAAGUGAAUGUUUAUACCAUACAGUAUUGUAUAAAAAGAUUUAUUUUCUCUGCUAACCCUAAACCAUCUUCUUUAAGAAUUCUUGCCCUCUGUUAUUCUUUCCUCUGCCACCACCACUAUUGUUCUUCUCUCUCCUCCUGCAUCUUUCACAUGACCUUAUAUGCCCUCAACUUUUGUUCUUGUUCUACAUAUUCCUUAAUUCUGUUCUCUCUCAUCUUCUCUCUCUACCCUACUUCUUUCUCUUCCUCAAAUCCUUUUCUGACAUGUACAUCAGAAGAUACUCGGGUAUUAUGCUGGGGCCAUCCUUCUGCUUAAUUUCAGAUAAUAAAGCAUGAAGGUAAUAGUUUCUCAACAAAGUAAAUGUAAGUUUUUCUUCAUGUGAGGAAAACCCCUUGUCUUUCUACUUAAAUACAUUUUUUUGAAAGUGCAACCAUUCUGGUUUAAACUUUCCAAAUAAUUUGAUGCAAGGUGGAGCAUAGAAAACUGAACCAGUAUGAAGCUGAACACUGUAAUAAAAAAACUUAAGUAGAUUUGAUAGAAGAUACCUGAAUGUGCUAUUCUUAUUCAAGAACAGCAAACAGAUGACCCAUGCUGUACUCCAAUUCUAUUACAUAAAUUUGGUCUGUAGUAUGGAGAUGCACGGAGCUUUGUAUUAGUGCAUUAGUGAAAAUGAGAAGACUCAGUAGGAUUAACAGCGUAUGGAAACAUACUAGUUUCCUGAAUGUCAAGUGUAGUGUGCUCAGCAACCCUCUAUUGCUUUAAUUGUCUGGCUUUUUGUAGUGUGAGACAUAAUACUUUGUUCAAUUACUGAAUAGGAAUUGCAUGUGUCUAAAUAAUUCUUAUAUGCCUGUUAUUUAAUU